This is a messenger RNA of Pocillopora damicornis (cauliflower coral), 1212 nucleotides long. RefSeq lists its product as uncharacterized. Gene Ontology annotation, molecular function: oligosaccharide binding. The record is from RefSeq and is a predicted model, not a curated record. NCBI's taxonomy places the organism in Eukaryota, Metazoa, Cnidaria, Anthozoa, Scleractinia, Pocilloporidae.
AUGGCUGUUCUGUGGCUUACCCAGUUUACGAUUGUUGCUCUUUACAUCCUUUUGAGAAUCCCGUUUGUCCUGGCAAACAAAGACUUUUGUGGAAGCGUUUCUGAAACUCAAGUCGACCAUGCCUUGGUAGGUCAUGUUAUCCAGACCACUGUUGUUGUGGACGAGUUUGAAUGCCAGUUAAAAUGUAUGGGAAGUAACAGCUGUAAGUCGAUCAAUGUUCAUCGCGGUGAAGGCAGUGGAAAACAUAGCUGUGAGUUGAAUAACAAAACACGGCAGAUGAAGCCAGGUCAUUUUAAAAAGAAGAAAGGAUCUACAUACUAUAGCUCUGUUCAGGCCUCCUGCUUGGAUGUUUCUCGCGGGCGAAAAAAAACAACUAAAAGGGGCCAGUGUCAUCCGGAAUACAAAGGAAAACAUUGUGAAACACCUGUACCUGGCUGGUCUUCCCGUCAUCCUGCUCUGUCCUGCAAGCAGAUUUUGGAAGCUGGGGACUCUAAAGGAGACAGAGAGUACUGGAUCGACCCUGAGAAAAAUGGAAGUUCUUUAAAAGUAUUUUGUGACAUGACAACUGAUGGAGGAGGCUGGCUCCUGAUCUAUAAUGUUAUUGCUGGAGGAACUGUGCCCCCGACCAGCUUGACCAUUGAAAAGACAUAUGCAGGAGUCAGUCGUUACAGCAGCAAUAGAAUGGUUCUCUCUCCUGACGGUAUGCGAGAGCUGAGAUCCCGCAUAUCUUUCACUCAGCUGAGAUUCCACUGCCGUAAACAGCAAUAUGGACGAACGUUUCAUGUCAAAACGGCCGCGAACAGCUCUGGUGAAGCUGUAGUUAGGUUUUUCGGUGGUGAUACCGACGUUUUUCCCAAAGCCUGUGGUUCAUUCGAAAAACUCAAGGGAGACAACUCAGUCCUUGCAAGUAGAUGCGCAGAAUGGGGGAGGGAAAACGGCGCGUAUCAUGUUGGAAAAUGGGGACAUCAAGGGCAAAAGGAGCUGUAUAUAUACUCAGCAUUCAUUUUUGCUCACCAUCAUUGGGUCACUUCGCCAGUCCUUGACAGAUGGGAUUGUGAUGACAGUCUAAAAGAUUUGACACGCGGCGACUUUUGGAAGAUCUAUGUCCGUUAAUUAAUGUAACGCUUUGCGACUCUUUAGUGGAAACCCCGUAACUGGCGUUGAAGGAGCAAACGUAGAUACGUUAAGAUUAGAGCAUCUUGAACUCUUAGC